Papaver somniferum (opium poppy) is the source of this 898-nucleotide messenger RNA. Its product is annotated as ubiquitin domain-containing protein 1-like. The transcript is spliced from 4 exons. The record is from RefSeq and is a predicted model, not a curated record. The coding region runs from base 227 to 589 and encodes 120 amino acids. Lineage: Eukaryota; Viridiplantae; Streptophyta; Magnoliopsida; Ranunculales; Papaveraceae.
UACUUGCCCCAGAGAAUUUUCUUCUUUCAUUUCAUUCUCUCUUUGCUCGACUUCCAAAGACCAAAACGAAAACUUCACUUUCUCUUUCUUCUUCUUCUUCUGUACAGGAUAAAGAAAAGAGUUUGCUGGAUUUCUUUAUGAUUAAAAUCCAUCAUUCUAGUGUCAAAAUUGUUAACUCACCUCUAUUUUUCAUCUUGAUCUUGACUGAGUUACACCAAUAAACAAAAUGGGUUGUGCUGGAUCAUCUCAAGCUAAACAAGACGUGUUUUUGAUGAUCCCAGAGGGUGUUAGAAAGAUUCGCAAGCCAAAGCCUUGGAAGCAUUCACAACCUAUAACAAUUGCACAACUUACUCAGAUGCGUGAUGAGUUCUGGGACACAGCUCCUCACUAUGGUGGCCAGAAAGAGAUUUGGGAUGCUCUCCGAGGUGCAGCUGAAGCUGAUGUGAGUCUUGCACAAGUGAUUGUGGACAGUGCUGGUGUCAUUGUUACAACUUCUGACUUAACAACCUGUUAUGAUGAAAGAGGUGCUAAGUAUGAACUGCCGAAGUAUGUUUUGAGCGAGCCAUCCAAUUUGAUUCGGGAGAACUGAGAAAGAUAAUAAAAAGACAUCAUGCUUCAGUAAAAGAUCAUGUAAAUCAUGUAAAUUGCUGCCAUUCCGUUUUCAUACCUUUUGCUGAAGGUGGCUAAUAUCUGUUUAGUACUUGCACUCCUUUGAUAGGAAUUCACAUCUCCACAUCUCAAUAUUGUGCCGGUAGUUAUCUUUUAACAUGGAAUCAAGGAAAAGCAGGAUCUUGUGUUCCUUGAGGUAACUAGAUUCUGUUUCUUAAAGAAAACAUAGUAGUUUGUAUACUGUACUGAAAACAUCAAUGCAAUCUCAUUUACAAAUUUUACAAGUUAA